Molecule: messenger RNA, 3805 nt
Organism: Diaporthe batatas
Lineage: Eukaryota; Fungi; Ascomycota; Sordariomycetes; Diaporthales; Diaporthaceae
Exons: 3
Coding region: 136-3684 (1182 amino acids)
Cellular component (GO): mitochondrial inner membrane
Source: RefSeq, a predicted model, not a curated record
CCUGCCGGAGGUCGUGUAAGUCGAGAGCGUCAAUAAAUUUUUGGGAUCCAACCCACCAGCUUUUCCUCGGCCCUGCGCGACACCCAACUCCUCCCGUCUCGACUUGGGGCCUCUCGCGGUUGCAAAUUUGCCUUCAUGUUCUCUCCCUCGGCACUGGGUGGCUCGGUCUGUCUAAGAUGCCAAAUCCGCGUCGUAACCCGUCGAGCACCUACGCUUCUUGCCGCAACCCAAGUCCGCGGUAGGCGACGACAAUAUGCCUCCGAUGCCACGACCCCCCAACGAGAAGACGUCCCGGCUGUAUUCGAAGCAAGGGUGCAUGAUAGCAAGACAGAACAGGGGCCUGACGAGACUCGGCCACCUCAACCCGACGAGCCCUCUCCUUCCGUGAUCCCCAAGCAGACUUUGUCCGAUCCACAGCAGGAUAAUCUUGGGGACGCCCGGCUUGGCCCUGAUAGGAGUGCAACCGAUGACGGCAAUCACGAUGCCAUUGAAAGACAUGCCGGGCGGGAUCAGGUUUCACGAGCCGACUUCGACCCCGUAGAAAGCGCGCUCACCAGCAAACCCGAGCACAUAAUACAAGACGGGACAGGUGCAUGGAAAACAAAUCAGAUUCAGAAAUCUUCAGUGGGCCAGGCCCAGCAGGACUCUACAUCCACGACGGCUGGCGCGCUGGCAAAUCGCACAUGUCCCCAAUGUCGAAAGGUCUUCUCCAGUCCGGCAGGACGCGAUGACCACACCAGGCAGGGCUGCGCGUCGCUGAAGCCACCAAGACACCUCGAGUGUCUAAAAUGCGGGAAUAUUUUUGCUACCAAGAAGCUACUGCAUCGGCACCUGGCGACAAGUCCCUGUUCCGGAAGAGCCAGGUCACAGAAGUUGGCUGGAAAAGAUAGUGGUCGGAAUGUCGAGGACAUUCUUACACAGGCUGCCGCGGCAUUCUCCAGAAGCCAGGCUGCUUCCAGAGGGAAACUUAAAGUCGUCGAUGAUUGGGACCUUCCUCGGCGCGAGGAUGUACGUCUCCAAGCUGCCCCAGCUGAUCGCGAGCCGUUCAAAUCCACCGGGCAAGGCGCUGCAGCGGGUAUGGAGGACAACAACCUAGGUAAGACCGAGAUCCUGGACGACAAUGCGGGCGCGGCGGGCAAAAAUCCUACCCUUCAAAUGUCAAUUGCUAGAGAUCGCGACAUGGGAAAUCAGAGGCGAGCAGAGGAUGGCUCCCCCGUGGCCCUGAUUCGAAGAAUCGGCAAAGUCGACCCUUCUACCAGCGGUCGGAAGAAACAUCACAGAAGAGGCGACAUGCUGCUGGUGGAAGAUGCCUCGAAACUUGGCAUUGAAUCCCUUGGUAAAGCAGCUGAAGUCAUCGUUUUAAGGGAUGGCCGUCAAUGGGAAAGAAAGACCCGUCCAGUCGCGGCCAGCUCAGAAGGAACAACGGACGAAGGCUUGAAGAUCGAAGAUUGGCUGGAAGAACAAGGCGUCCUCAGCCUAGACGACGUCGUGAAAAAUAUUCAUGGACUGAAACCGGAGCGCCGCAUUGUGUCCGCACGGGAGUACAAGUCCCUGUUCAACACGCUAUUCGAUGGUUUCACGAUUGCUCAGCUCGAGAAUUACGUGGUGUGGCACCGUGAACAGCCAAUCCUGGAGACGAUCAAGGAUGAGGUCUUUGGCGAGACCAAGACUGCAAGCGAAGAACCGGCUAUGCCCGCUGACGUGCCCCCAGAGCAUCGUCAUUAUGCUUGGAUGGCAGAAGAGGCGCAUUGGACUCCCCAUGUGGACGGUGCUGUGGAAGACGCACAAUACCCUCUGGCCGGAUAUAUAAUGAAAUCUAUGCCGCCAAAGCAAAGAUUAGUCGUCCAGCUUAUGCGGGAGUGCUGGGACAUAUCGAUACAAGAGCUUCUGAACGGCAAUGGCCGUGUCGACAUUCGAGUGCGCGACCUGGAAUUCAAACUCCUCACUCUCGGUUCUCAAUCCUGGUUGCGGAACUUAUCGCGACGCUUCUUGAAAGAGGGACAGCAGAUCGAAGUUCGACGCUCCAGCAACCUCAUCCGCAUAACAGCUCCAAAGACCGUUGCUGAGACGUGUGUAAAUCGAUUGGGUGAUACACUGCAGAAGAGCAAGACCAGGACUCUCGAAUUGGACCGAAUCCCCGUGGGACAUCUUGAUGCUUCAACACUGGAGGAACUUGGAGGAAUUACGAACUCGAUCGUUCAUUUCGGUCCUGGGCGGAAAACGAUUCAAGUUACCUGGAUCGAUGUGUGGGACGCAGAGACACAAUCUACAUUCGAGAACCCGGGAGACCAGGUUUUCCGCCUACUUUUGACAGCCAGUCCACCUGCCAGGACAUGGAGCGACCUGGCAGUCUACCCAGAUGUUGAGGGCAAUGGCAGGCUUAUUCAGGACCACAGCAACAAGGAGAAAUUUCCGUGGACAGCCCGGCGCAGCGAAUGGGCUCGACUUUGUCUGCCACUCACGUCAAAGCAGCAACGAGCAGCUAACGCGUGGCCGCCGACGACUGAGAUCCUCCGAUUCAAAGUUCAGCCAACUGAAGAAGAUCUUGCUGUGCCAUACUCCACAUACCAGCGCAAAGUGGACAAGUUGGAUGAAACCGUGAGCCCAUUGGGACUUCCAAAGUCGGAGGAAGAAAAGUCCAAAGGACAGACUCCAGUGCAGGAGCCAGAAACUACGCGUGCCACCCCGUCGGGUUGGCGACCUUUCAAAAUCACGACCAAAGCAGCAUUCGGGCACGUCUUACACCUUGGUGGACCAAAGCUGGCUGAGAGCAUCACUCGUCCGCACGUAACAAACACCCUUGCCAAGUGGCCGAGAAUUUUCGCCCCUCUAAUGCCACAUGUGGCUGAGAUGGCCCUCCCCGCAUGGUCCCCCUAUGAUGAAGGGGUCACCAAGGCCAGAGCAUUAACGGUUCUGAUGCGUUUUGCGCCAUAUUCGGAAGACGCCGAAUCCGCCAUCUAUACUGAGAGAGCACCGCCUCUCGAACUGCGUCUUACUGCUGAUGACCUCGAGAUCAAAGGGGUCCACUCCCUGCGCGCAAUAAACAGAACGAGCAUCUCCGACAUCCUCCUCCCCGCGGAGCACGUCGACGUCCGCACAACGCAGCAAGAGUAUGCCGAGCUCUCCCCGAACAUCAUUGACUCCAUAGAGGGAAUGGAGCCGCUGCGCGAGUUCCUGAAUAAGUCACGCUUCGAUCUUCGAAAGGGCAAGCUCAACACGCCCCCGAGGCUGCACAACCUGGGGCUGCCGAGGUGGCUGCUAGCGCCACCCCUCGACAUCGCCACCACGGAGCCGAGCUCGAGGGCAGAUGUGAAGAGGAAGAGGGCCGCGGCCGCGGCGCAGCCGCCCCAGAACCUGCCACACACGCCCGAGGGCAACCAGAUCAGGAACGCUUCGUACGUGUUCGCGGGGCUCGAGUUCCGCUACGCGGUGGAGACGACGUACGACGGCUGGAAGCUCGUGUACACGAGCAUCGAGGGCGGCGCGAGCGGCGGGCGGCGCGCCGAGCUGAGCCUCGAGGCCGUGCCGGGCUACGACAAGGACCUGCGCAGGGCCAAGGAAGCCAUCAACGCCACCUUCUUCCUGCGAUCUAUCUACCAGCUGGCCACGGGCCAGCCAGGCCACCUCGUACGCAGGGCUGAUGGCGAGGAGCAGGUCAGGACCAGUAUCUCGUGGGUACGGUAGGGAGUUGGGCCGGGAAAAGAAAAUUGAAGGGUAGAUAGAGUGGGCUCUUGUCACGCGACGUGGUGGUGCAUGUAGAACCCGUAGCCUACGUGAUGGAAAAUGGAGCCGAAAUCCCCAAUCA